AUGUACCAGGGCGGCGCUUCCGUCGAAUUACUGCGGGCCGCGGGCAAGGACCCGGCGCGCACCUACGGCGCGAAGCUCAAGGGUGCGGUCCGGAGGACGUACGACGCUGCGACGCGUGGCUACGUGUGGUGCGUGGACGGCGGCGCCUCGACGCGCUUGGCGCUGGGCGACGCGUCGUCGCAUACGUCCAUCAAAGGUGGGUUGGGGCUGCACAUGCGCUACGUCGCGUUACAAGUGAAACUACCGCCUGGUCGUAGUCAGUUCGCCGUCGAGCUUUCGAUUGUCGACCAGAGCGGUCGAAGACGACGGUUGUUAUUAUCAUCAAGCUUCGGGUCGAUCACGUCCUCGACGUUACACGCCCAGCUGCCCUUGGCUGCUGAUUUAUUGCCGAGAGGCACUUGGACUACCCUAACUUUGGACUGUGUAGCAUUAGCUCAACAAGCAUGGGGAGAUUGCUUUCGCGCGUUAGAUGGAUUGAGUAUCGCGCCACAAUGUAAACUAAGGUGUAUCGUCGCUCUACGAGAUGGUGAGGUGCGGCCGAAGUGUAUAACACUGCCGAAAUCAGUUCCAAUGGAAACGGUACACAUCCCCGGCGAGGUCCAGCAACCGACGCCCUCAAAGGCGCCCUCGCCCCUAGACGUCGUGGGCACGGGCCUCCGGAAGAAGCCGAACCUCGCGUUCGGGAGCCGCGCGCCGGCCCUUCCGAAGCCGAGGACGCCCCUACCGUCACCGCCAUUACCGCCGCCUCCAACGGCGCCGACACCGAUGCCCCCUAGAACGCCCAUCGAGUUCUUCAACGAGGGGGUGCGGCGAUCAGGGAGAGCCCCGCCCACGCAGUCGACGCGGUGCAGCCGCGACGUCGGCUUCGUCGAGCCGGGCCACGCGACCCGGAGGUCCCUCAAGGCACCGAAGCGGCCGCCGACGCCCGCGGCGCCGCACAUGGACGAGGCGCCCCCUUCCUACGACGCGUCGGUCUACGCGUCUUCCGUGUUGAAGAGUGCGGACUUCAAGCUGCCGCCGGCCGAGGACGAGCCGCCGCCGUCGGCGCGGGCGUCGGUGGAGGCCUCCUUCGACGCCACCAAGUUCGCGCUGCCGCCGCGGCCGGCCUCGGCGGCGAAGGCGUCCUUCGACGCCGCCGCGUACGCUGAGGAAGCAUAUGCCGCCGCGCGGGCGCCCCCCGCGGCGUCGUUCGACGACGCCGAGCCGGCCGAGGCGCCCGCGGCGGCGGCGUGCGAGCCCACUGCCGCGGCCUCGUUUGACGCCGCCGAGCUGCCGGUGGAGGCGUCGCUCAAUGACGACUACGAGCUGCCGCCGUCGGCGCAGGCUUCGGUGGACCUCGAUGCCGCCGACUACGAGCUACCUCCCUCGGCGCGGGCGUCGGUCGAGGCGUCGCUCGACGCCGCCGCGUCGGCCGCGGCCUCCUUCGACGCGGCGGCCUUCGCGCUGCCGCGCGGCGACGCGCCCCCGGCCGUCGAGACGAUUCGAUUGACGCCGGCGCACGCGUCGCCGCGGUCCUCCGUGGCGUCCGACUACGACGCGUCCGCUUCCGUAUUGCUCGCGUCCGUGGCGCACCGCGGCGCGCCGACGGUCAACGUGCGGACGACGUCCUACUUCCUCAACGAGAAGGGCGCCGCCGAGGCGCCGGCGCCGGCGCCGGCGCCGACGCCGCGCGACGUGCGGCGGUCGGCCGUCGCGCGCGCCUCGCUCAAGUCGAUCCGCGAGGACGCCGCCGCCUCGCCGGACCCGCUGGAAGAGACGCUCUCCCUCUGCGACUCGCUCGACAAUGAUCAUGAACUGGAGCCGUCCGAGGCGUCGGCGCCCUUCGUCGCGCUCCAGUCGGCGACGCCGCCGCUGCCCGAGGCGCCGGCGCUGCGGCGCUCGGCGCUCCGCGAGCGCACGAACGAGAGCGUCGCGUCGCUGCGGACGCCCGCGAGCGCGGCGUCCCUCGUCUGCCGCAGCGCCGAGUCCCUCGGCGCCGCGCCGCCGUCGACGCGGCCCGGCUCCGCCGCGAGCGCCGCGUUCGGCGCGGCGCCGCCGUCGUCACGCCCCGGAUCCGCAGUGAGCGCUGGGGCGCCGCUGUCGUCGCGACCGAGCUCCGCCACGAGCCCCAAGUCCAUCCGGCCCGGCUCGGGCGCCUCGGCGGGCCGGCCGCGCACGGGCGCGCCGCCGACCGUCGACGAGAGCUGCGUCGGCUUCCCCUUCGCCGACGCGGCCGCGCCGGCGCCCGCGGCGGCGGCGCCGGCCGUCGCCUCGCCGGCGGCACGCGCGGCGACGCCCGAGGUGGCGCCGGCCGCGACGCCCUCCGCGGCGACGCCGGUCGUGGCGGAGCCCACGCCGCCCGAGCUCGCGCCGCUGCCGUCGGCCUCGCCGUCGGCCUCGAUCGAGCGCGCGGCGACGCCCGGCGACGUGAACGCCGCGGUGCUCGCGGAGAUCGCGCGCCUCCGCGCGGAGAACGCCGAGCUGCGCGCCGCGAACGAGCGGCUGUCGCCCGUCGCGGCGCCGGCGCCGCCGCCGGUCCAGACCUCCCUCGACGACCUGCCGCCGCUCGUGGACGCGGCGCCGGCGGAGGGCGCCGCGGCGCCGCCGUCGGUCCACGCGUCGAUGGAGACGUCCUUCGACACCCGCGACUUCGCGCCGCCGGCCGAGCCGGACGCCGCCGCCUCGUUCGACGACUACGAGCUGCCGCCCUCCGUGCGGGCGUCGGCCGCGGCGUCUUUCGAGGCCCCGGAGUACGAGCUGCCGGCGUCCAUGCGGGCGUCCGGGGCGGCGGCCUCGUUCGAAGCCGACUACGAGCUGCCGGCGUCGGCGUCCGUCGAGCCCGAGGCGCCGGCGCCGUUCAGUGCGACCGCGUACGACCGGCCGCCGUCGGCCGCCGCCUCGUUUGAUGCCGCCGCGUACGAAGGGCCCUCGUCGGCGCGGGCGUCGGUGGAGCCCGCUGCAUCCGUACGGGAGUCGGUGGAGCCCGAGCUGGAGCUCGACGUCGAGGAAGCUCCACUGGAACCGCCGGCGGCCGCGCGGUCGCCGGUCGCGGAGCUGUCGCCCGAGGUGCGCGACCUCCUCGCGCGCGCGCCGCCGACGGCGUCGCUCGUGUCGGACCUCUUCGAGUCCGCCGACCCGGCGUCGCCGCCGCUCGGCAAGGUGCGGGCGUCGACGACUUCCGUCGCGUCGGUCGUGACGCCGCCGGCCGCCGCGCCCGCGCCGAAGACCACCACCGCCGCGCCGACGGUCACGCCGCCCGCGGCGGACGAGGACCCUUCGAUUCGCCUCGCGGCGAAGCUCAGGCAGCUCGAGGCCAUGGAGGCCUCCUACGCGGGCGAGUACGGGACCCUCGCGUCGAUCGCCUCCAUGCGGCUGAGCCGCGCGUGA
Pelagomonas calceolata is the source of this 3366-nucleotide messenger RNA. Lineage: Eukaryota; Pelagophyceae; Pelagomonadales; Pelagomonadaceae. The record is from the annotation of a GenBank genome assembly.